Penicillium verrucosum is the source of this 486-nucleotide messenger RNA. RefSeq lists its product as uncharacterized. The record is from RefSeq and is a predicted model, not a curated record. The coding region runs from base 1 to 486 and encodes 161 amino acids. The transcript is spliced from 3 exons. NCBI's taxonomy places the organism in Eukaryota, Fungi, Ascomycota, Eurotiomycetes, Eurotiales, Aspergillaceae.
AUGCUAAUGAGAGAUAUGUACCAGACUCCAGCCUGGGUAACCCCCCUGAUCGUUACUAUUGGUGGCCUGUUCGGCCUCGGUCUGAUAGUAGGCGUGGUUUGCUGGGCCAUACGGUACCUUGCUCACGAGGCCAGCCUACACGACCCGCAAAGGGCCUUAAUAGACCACUUCCACAAGGAGGUGGAUGACCUGGAGCGAGCCGCCCCCGCCAACAACACUGAGGCCUCUGCCCCGCCCGGCCAAGGCGAAAACCCGCCGUCGGAAGAUAACAAGAAUGGCGAGGGCGAAAGCAAGGGCAAGCGCCCUGCCCAGGACGACGAGGGCGAGGAAAACAAGGAGAAGGCCCGCGCCCCUAGACUCCACAUUAUUGUGGAGGAAUAUAGUGCUUCCGCCAGUACGGCGGAAGCCCUAAAUGCCAAUUCCGACAGCUUGGUGCAGUGGGUCCCCGUCCCACGCGGAUACUGGCUGCCCCCGAGGGGGCAGUAG